Molecule: messenger RNA, 1589 nt
Organism: Cyprinus carpio (common carp)
Lineage: Eukaryota; Metazoa; Chordata; Actinopteri; Cypriniformes; Cyprinidae
Product: gastrula zinc finger protein XlCGF49.1-like
Exons: 1
Coding region: 751-1371 (206 amino acids)
Biological process (GO): regulation of transcription by RNA polymerase II
Cellular component (GO): PcG protein complex; transcription regulator complex
Molecular function (GO): RNA polymerase II cis-regulatory region sequence-specific DNA binding; DNA-binding transcription factor activity, RNA polymerase II-specific
Source: RefSeq, a predicted model, not a curated record
UCAGUAAAUUACAAAAAUUGAGAAAACUCAAUGCUGCCUUCACGUGCUAUCGGAAUUAUAGUAUACAAGUUUCCUAAUCUGAAAGUAGACGUGAAUGCCUCUCAAGUCGUAUUCACUACUGGGAAAUUCGGAAAUAAUUUUGAUACCAGAGUUUCCGAGUUGGGCGGGUCAUAAUCUUUAAACAUGUUGGAUGGGACAACCAUUGCUGCUGUCAGUGCUGUUCUCACAACAACUACAUCCCUUUGUCUUGUCGCUAAAGAAGUGUAUUUAUAGACUAGAUAUGAACGAUCAUUCGAAGCAUAUUGUAUGUUUUGUAAGCAGUGAAAUACGCAUUAAUGUUUAUGAUAGUCAACCAAUGGGAUGCUACAUUUUAUUCUUUCCGACAUUAAAACACUUGAAUACAACAAGCUCUUAGUCAUUACUUCAUAAGUGGGAAAUGGGACAUUUCGUAUAGCAGGUGAAGACAGCAUUAAUAAAGACAGUUUUUGUGCUACAGCUGGGCUUAAAUACUGACUGAAAUACCAUUUUGUUGUAUAACUGAACAUUGGGAUUGGUCUGUAAUAAACUAUUUCUCCUGGCUCAAGUGUUGAGGGGUUUGAUGACUGCCAGCUUACUUGGACUGACACAACUCCUCUUUCACUGGCUUAGUCCAUAUAGAAUCUAGCAAGCAUGUUGUUGGUUUGGAUGUCUGUUGCUGUGUGCUAUUAAACUGGUGUUAAAUUGUAUUUGUCUUUCUUCAUUUUAGACCUGAUGGUGCUGAAAGAGGAGAGUGAAGUACUAGCUGAAAUGGAAGAGAAAGAUCACUUUGAGAAAAUACAUCACGAUUUCAAGAAUGGAGAAAAUUUCUGUGAAACUGAAAAGACUUUCUCACCAAAAAGAGCUCAGAAGACCAAAUUGAACAGUUACUUCACCUGCCAUCAGUGUGGAAAAAGCUUCAAUCAAAAAGGAAGCCUUAAAAGCCACAUGAGAGUUCACACUAGAGAGAAGCCUUAUACAUGCACUCAAUGUGGAAAGAGUUUUACAUAUAAACACACUCUUAAUGACCACAUGAGGAUUCACACUGGAGAAAAGCCUUUCAUCUGCCAACAGUGUGGAAAACAUUUCACUCAAAAACAAAACCUUGCAGUCCACAUGAGAAUUCACACUGGAGAGAAACCUUACACAUGCCAUCAGUGUGGACAGAGUUUCAAGCAUAACAAAAACCUUUAUACCCACAUAAGAAGUCACGCUAGAGAGAUUCCUUUCACCUGCAAACUGUGUGGCACAAAAUUCUCCAAUAAAGAAAUUCUUAAUGCCCACGUAAGAAUUGAUACUGAGAACGAAUUCACCUGCCAACAUAUGUGCUUAAUGUGGAUGAAGUUACGCACAUAAACAAGCCAUUUAUAUGAUCAGCGAGGAAAGAGUUUCAGAUUUACAGUAAUUCUUAAUCACUACAUAAGGAAUCACUCAAAAGAGAAUGGUUUUAUGCCAUCAGUGAUGGAGGGACAACUUAGGGACUCAUAUGCAACUAUUACAGAAGGUUCAGAUGUUCACUGAUGCUCCAGAAGGAAACACAAUGCAUUAAGAAUCAAGGGGAUGUAAACUUUUGA